AUGUCGGCCGAAAUCGCGCCCGAGGCUGCGACGACGCCCGUCAAAGAACGCCAUUCUUUGACCCUCGACCAGCGACGCGCCCUACGUCGCUGGGCCAGCUCCCAGCCGGUGCGCCCGAGCCACAAGGCCUGCAUCGACUGGUUCCAGAACCAAUACAACCAGACUAUUUCGCAAUCGACAGUCUCGCACUCCCUCUCGCCCAAAUACGCCCGCCUCGAUGGCGACUCCCAGCUGUCCGGGUCGCGCCUGCGAUUCGGCAACUGGCCCGAUGUUGAGAAACUCGUUCUGCUCUGGCACCAGCAGGUCGUCAACAGCGGCCGCCACCCGUCCAACGAGGAACUCGCCGAAAAGGCCAAGAGCAUCUUCUCCCAGCUCCCGCGCUACAAGGACGAGACUCCACCCGAGUUUUCUCCCGGAUGGAUCCACCGCUUCAAGAAGCGCUACGGCCUGCUCAUCCGCCGCCAGCGCCGCCACGGCACCGGCCCCAACCCGGCCGACGACAUCGAGUACCUCGCCGAUGCCGUGCCGCGCUUCAUGACCAUCACCGCCGACGCCUCGCCAUCCUCCAUCCGUGACACGGUCCAGCGCGUCGUCGGAGUCGAGGCCAGCCUGGCCACCUGCGCCCGCGUGCGCGACGAGAUCCUCCGCCGCCUCGACAACCCCCAGCCGUCGCCCGGCCAGGCAAUUAGCGGCCACCACGGCGACGCCUCCAUGUACCCCGACGAGGACCCGGAGGUCGUCCUGCAAAACGCCCUGCGCGCGCUGCAGCAGGAAGAAGCCGACGCCGAGGCCCAGGCCGCCGCGGCGCGCGAGGAGCGUGAGCGUGCCGAGCGUGGCCUGCCCCCGCUGGGCGGCAUGCCCGGGCAGGCGGCCUACGUGCAGCACGCAGCGGCAGCCGUCAACGCCAUGUCGACGCCCGCGCGGGCCACGCCCAGCGGUUCCGCCUCGGGGCCGCGCUUCAUCGCCCCAACGCCCCAGCCCGGCUCCGCCGGCAGCGGCCCUGGCGGCGAGGACCUCACCCUCACCCCGAUCCCCAGCGGUGGCCCCGUGUCGGUCACGGACCGCCCGCUGCGCUGUCCCUUUUGCGUCAACCAGCGCAUGCUGCGGACCAUCAAGGAGGCCGUGGAGCACAUGUCGACUCACGUGGUAGUGUAA
Canariomyces notabilis is the source of this 1155-nucleotide messenger RNA. Its product is annotated as Homeodomain-like protein. NCBI's taxonomy places the organism in Eukaryota, Fungi, Ascomycota, Sordariomycetes, Sordariales, Chaetomiaceae. The transcript has a single exon. The coding region runs from base 1 to 1155 and encodes 384 amino acids. The record is from RefSeq and is a predicted model, not a curated record.